AUGAGCAGGAGUCUGACAGCCAUCCUAGGUUUGGCCUCUCUUACUUUCCUUUGUCUUUUAUACUCGGCGGCGAACGAUAUUGUCAAAGUCGUCUCGCCGCAGGGAUGUCGGAUGUCAUGGAUGUCCCCCUCGUACAUCCUCCAGACGCGUUUCGACCAGUCAUGGACUCCGCUGGCGAACAGGUACUCGCUAUGGCUGUAUCGCGAGGUGGGGUGGCAGCCGAAUGAGGUGCAUGGUCUUCCUGUGCUUUUCGUGCCAGGCAACGCCGGCUCGUCGCACCAAGUGCGGUCGAUAGCCUCCUCAGCCGCCAGACAGUACUACUCUUCGCCGUAUGUGAUUUCAGAGGAGUUUUCUGGGAGGGAGCACGCGAAGCCCCUGGACUUCUUUGCUGCCGAGUUCAACGAGGAUCUCUCAGCUUUCCAUGGACCAACGAUGGAUUCUCAGAUAUCAUACACGUCAGCUGCGAUAUCCUAUAUCCUCUCCCUCUACCCGCCCGGCACACAGGUCAUCCUCAUGGGCCACUCCAUGGGCGGAGUCGUCUCCACCGCUCUCCUCGAUUCAUCCAACAUCUCUGCGCUUAUCACAAUGUCCACGCCCCACACUCUCCCACCCGCCAGCUUCGACGCACGCAUGGACGCGCUGUACGCACAGAACCUGCAGAUUCUCCAGGAAAGCCCGACGCCCGUGUUGUCCAUCUGCGGCGGCGUGACGGACACGACGAUCCAUUCCGAGUCGUGCAUCCUACCGAGCGCGACGAUCGCGCAAAAAGCGGAGCUGGAGCUGUAUAGGCGGACGGUGUUCACGUCCGCGCUGGAAGGCGCGUGGACGGGCGUCGGGCACCGCGAGAUGGUGUGGUGCCACCAGGUGCGGUGGCGUGUCGCGCGCGCGGCGCUCGAGCUGGCCGAGGCGCGGUCGGGUGCGCAGAGGGCGGUUGUGCUAGAUCGGUGGCUGAGGGAUGGGCAUGAUUUGCCACCGGCGGGGUGGCAGACGGAGGGGAUGGCGCUUGGCGAGAGGUCGUCGUACGAGGCGCUCCCGGAGGGUAUGCAUCUCGUGUUGAAGAAACCCCAAGGGAUACACGAUUACCUUUUGCCCGUGCCCCUGGAUGGCGACGGCUCCAAGUUCGUGUUGUAUGUCUCGCGGGGUGCUGUUGGGCCUGUGUCUCCACAACAUGCUAUCUCAUUGAAGGCGUCGGUGUUCCGCUGCGCGCCUCCGUCAGACAGUGCGGAUUCAGCAGCGCCACCAGCCUGUCAAAGUUUACCUCCCACAACACUCAAGCUUCUCCCACAUCCCAUUCCUGGGAAGUCUUUCCCCGUUCCGGACGAGGGCUCAGACGAGAGUGAGGGCGUUGUCCUCUUUGAGGUGGAUGUUCCGCCAUAUUUGGGGGAAGGUGAAUGGGUGGGUGUACAUAUUGAAGGUCACGAAGGCGGCUGGGUCAUAGGCGGCUUUGAAAGAAGUGAGCUCGUUGUCAGCGACAUUUCGACAUUCGACUUGCUCCUUGGCAAGGCCUCGAUAACGUUCCCCAGCGGCGAUCGGCCAGCACUCCGAACAUCCAUCCGCCUUCCCAAGCUCACUGUAGACGCUAUCUUGGUAUACCGCUUAGUCCCUCAACACGCAGAGGCUCAAUCCUCUUGCUCCGAACCCCUCCUAGCCCCUCUCCUGCAAUACACCUCCCACUCUUCCGAGAUACAUUAUUUCCCACUCACGCAUGCCAAGUCCGUAGCUCUGCACACGCACAGCACCGCCCCGUACGUCCCGCCCGUGCGUGACGCCCCGUCCAAGGGAAUCGCGAUGACGAUCUACUCCUCCAGCCAGCCCGGGUGCGAAUCGGUCCUGUCGUUCGAUAUCGCGAUCGACUGGUGGGCGAGCGCCGGGCGCGCGGCGACGCGGUUACCGGCGACGCUCGUGUGCUGGGCUACCGGGGUUGUGUGUCUACUCAUGCUGUGCGCGUGGCGCGAGGGCCGCAUGCGGCGGCAUGGUAAGGGGAUCUCGAGCGUGCAGGAGAAGUUUGGGUUGUUUGUGAAGGGGAUGUUGCCGAAGGUGCUGUUGGCGUCGUUCGUGCUGGCGUUGGUUCCCCUCCCGUCGAGCUUGUACCUCGGGACGCGGGGAGAGCCGCUGUUUGCGCCGUUGGCGCCGUUGAUUGUGAUGACUGCGACGGGAGCUGUGAUUAUUAGCUGGUGGAUGCUGUCAUUAGUGUUGAUGCCGAUAAGAUGGGUGAGGAGACGGUUAGGCGGGAGAAGCAAUCCACAGCCUCAUGAAUCUGGCCCAAUGCGCAGGAGCACUGUCGCAUCGAUGACGUUUAUCCUUCUGCUCAUCUUCCUUCUCAUCCCGUGGCAAGUCGCAUUUUUGGGCUGCUGGAUCAUCCAGCUAUCCAUCUGUACCGCCCCAGAAGAUCUCCAUCCUGCCGACAACCCCGACCGAGAUGCCCGCCAAGAUGCAAUGGGCGGUGCGAUACCACUGCUAGACGUAAACGCCAACGCCAACGCCAACGAAGACGAAGAUUCCGAUGCAAUCAGACCUCCCUUGCGUUCAAAUACUAAUUUCUCGCCUCCCCCAUCACUUAGACACUCAACAUCAACGAAUCAUGAAAACGAGCACAUUCUACUCCUCAUGACCUGGCUCAUCCCGUUUGUCGCGCCCAUCCUUGUGGUCUGGGUGCGAGCGCUGCUCACCGCGGGCUACACGACACCGUUCAACGGGGACCACAACUUCCUUCGGAUUCUCCCUAUCUUGGUUCUGUCGGAUAUGUGUUGGGGUGGGAAGUCGGUGCUUUCGCUUCCAAGUCCGCUGGUAGGAUGGGGGUUUGCUGGAACUGCCUUGGUGGUGUUCUUGGUGGGACCCAGGCAUGCGUACUUGGCGUACGACAUGGUCAAUGUGCAGAUCGGUGUCGUUAUUGUUGUAUUUGCUCUCCUUAGGGGCGCUCCAUCUCGUUCAUAG
This is a messenger RNA of Coniophora puteana RWD-64-598 SS2, 2934 nucleotides long. RefSeq names its product PGAP1-domain-containing protein. The transcript is spliced from 7 exons. Gene Ontology annotation, cellular component: endoplasmic reticulum. NCBI's taxonomy places the organism in Eukaryota, Fungi, Basidiomycota, Agaricomycetes, Boletales, Coniophoraceae. The coding region runs from base 1 to 2934 and encodes 977 amino acids. Gene Ontology annotation, biological process: GPI anchor metabolic process; endoplasmic reticulum to Golgi vesicle-mediated transport. The record is from RefSeq and is a predicted model, not a curated record. Gene Ontology annotation, molecular function: phosphatidylinositol deacylase activity.